This is a messenger RNA of Mucor mucedo, 3864 nucleotides long. Its product is annotated as P-loop containing nucleoside triphosphate hydrolase protein. The transcript has 4 exons. Lineage: Eukaryota; Fungi; Mucoromycota; Mucoromycetes; Mucorales; Mucoraceae. The record is from RefSeq and is a predicted model, not a curated record. Gene Ontology annotation, cellular component: membrane. Gene Ontology annotation, biological process: transmembrane transport. Gene Ontology annotation, molecular function: ATP binding; ABC-type transporter activity; ATP hydrolysis activity. Bases 1 to 3864 code for a protein of 1287 amino acids.
AUGUCUGGAGCCAAAAAAUCUCCACUAAAGGCAAAGAAAGAAAAGCCUAAAGCUCCAAGUGUAUCGAUUUUACAAUUGUUUCGUUUUUCCACACCUAAAGAAAAAUUAAUGAUUGUCAUUGCUACUAUAUUAUCAUCAGCCACCGGAGCAUUACAACCAGCGUCAAUGGUGAUUUAUGGAUCCUUCGUUCAAAAUUUGACGCAGUCUUUGCAAGAUCCCAGCCGGAUACUUGAAAACACUUUACCUGUCAUUAAAACAAUGGCUUAUUUUGGAACUGCCAUUUUGUUUGCUGCAUACGUCUCCAAUUCUUUUUGGAUCGUUACAGGAGAAAGUCAGACCCGUCGGAUUAAAGGACUUUAUGUCCAUGCCGUUUUACGUCAAGAAAUGGGUUGGUUUGAUGAAGCAUCAGAAGGAUCUCUGAAUACUAGAUUAGCAACAGAUACGCAAAUGAUCCAAGAUGGUAUAUCAGAAAAGUUUGGCAGAUUCAUUAUGUUUUCUUCUCAAUUUAUUGGUGGAUUUGCUGUUGCAUUUUCCAGAGGAUGGCGAUUGGCUGUAAUUAUGUUAGCUGUAAUGCCUCUUUUAGUUUUGACAGGCGGCGGCAUGGGUUUUUUUAUCACCAAGUAUACCUUAACAUCCCAAAACUCUUAUGCUGCUGCUGGUUCGGUCGCAGAACAAGUUUUUAACUCGAUCCGUACCGUUUAUUCCUUCAGUUUACAAAAACGCUUCUCCCAAAGAUAUGAGGUCGAACUUGAAAAGGCUCGUAAAGCAGGUUACAAGCGUGGUAUAGUGUCCGGUGUAGGUUUCGCUAGUUUCAUCUUUUUCCUGUUUGUUACCUACUCUUUAGCUCUCUGGUAUGGUUCUCAACUUGUCAUCAAAGGAAAAAUGAACGGUCCUACUGUUCUUGUGGUCUUCAUGAGUAUGAUGGUCGGAAGUAUGUCCCUGAUCAAUCUUCCAGGUACGAUGACCGCUAUCUUCAGUGCUCGCGGUGCGGCCCAUAAGAUAUUUGCUGUCAUUGAUCGUGUACCUGAUAUUGAUGUCGAUUCCGAAGCAGGUCUAAAGCUGAAAGAUGUGUCCGGAGCUAUUGAAUUUAAAAAUAUCAUGUUCAAAUACCCUUCUCGUCCCGAUCUUGUUAUCUUAAAGGAUAUGACUCUUAGCAUCAAGGCUGGUAUGACAGUUGCCUUUGUCGGUCCAUCAGGUUCUGGAAAAUCAACUACAAUUCAACUAUUGCAAAGAUUUUAUGAUCCCUUGGCCGGAAGCAUGACUUUGGACGGUCAUGAUUUUAAAGAUCUCAAUGUCAAAUGGUUGCGUCAAGAAAUUGGUACUGUUGGUCAAGAACCGGUAUUAUUCAACAUGUCUGUUCGUCAAAACUUGGCUAUGGGAAGUGACAAGGAGAAAAUCUCAGAUGAGGAAAUGAUUAGCGCCUGUAAAGAAGCUAACUGUCAUACUUUCAUCACUCAAUUGCCUAACGGUUAUGAUACGCUUGUGGGUGAACAAGGUCGUAUGCUAUCUGGUGGUCAAAAACAACGUAUUGCUAUUGCUCGUGCUAUCUUAAAGAAUCCUUCAAUUUUGUUAUUAGAUGAGGCUACCUCUGCUUUAGAUACCCAAUCUGAGCGUUUGGUUCAAAAUGCUCUUGAUAAAGCUUCCUCCAAUCGUACUACUAUUGUUGUGGCUCAUCGACUUUCUACUAUUGUAAAUGCUGACCUUAUCGUUGUUAUGGAUCACGGUAUCAUGAUUGAACAAGGAAAACACAACGAACUCUUGCAAUUAAACGGUGUCUAUGCUGAUUUGGUUCGCAAGCAAGCGAUCGAUACGACGGAUACUUCCACAAUCAAGAAUAUUGAUCCUGAUCUCUUACUUCAACAAGAAGAACAAGAAAUCCAAGAACAAGUGCGCGAGAAAGAAGCUCAUAAAUUGUCAAAGUUGGUGUCUAAAAAUAAUAAUGAGAAAGAAGUAAAAGUUGAAUUGGAAAACAAGGAUGGAAUAUAUCUCGAUAGCAACAAUAACAGUUCAGUAACUUUAGACGCCUAUGAUUUAAAAAUUAGUAAGCAAGAGCAAGAAAAGAAAAUCAUGAAAAAGCAAAAGGCCCCCAUGAAAGAAAUCUUAAUCCAAAUGAAACCCGAAUGGCCAUUCCUCGUCUCAGGCGUCUUGGGUGCUGUCUUGGCCGGUUGCAUCUUUCCCAUCUACUCUUUCUUGUUUUCAAAAGUCAUUACGACAAUUAGUGAUCCCUCAAGCACAAACAUCGCUCCUGGUCCCUUAAAAGGUACCAAUCUUUACGCCUUACUUUUCUUCAUCAUUGGUGUCUGUGCAUUCAUUGGAUAUAGUGCACAAAACGUGUCGUUUGAGCUUGCAGGUGAAUCUUACACGAAGCGUCUUCGUUAUAAUCUUUUCGCAGCUUAUAUGCGUCAAGAAAUUGGCUUCUAUGAUAUGGAAGAAAACAACACAGGUGCCUUGACUACCAUGCUGGCGGUAGAUGCUCACAACGUAAACGAAAUGGUCACAAAGGUCUGGGGCGAUGUCACUCAAUUUUCUACUACCAUGGCUGUUGGUGUAAUCAUUGCAUUCGUUCACAGUUGGGCUUUAUCUUUAAUUGUUCUCUGUAUGUCUCCAUUCAUUAUGAUUGCUACCUCUUAUGAAUCCAGAGUUCAUCGUGGCUAUGAAGAUAAAACAAAGAGGGCCAAUGCUGAAAGUGGUGAAGUGGCCGGUGAGGCUAUUCGUGAAAUCCGUACUGUUGCCGCUUUGAAUAAGCAAUCUUACUUUGAGGAUCGCUACUUUCAUGCUACUGAACGUCCCCACAAGCUUGCUGGACAAAAGGCUUACCUGUCAUCAAUUGGGUACGGUCUUAGCCGUGGUAUUGGUAUUUACACAAGUUCUGUUGCAUUUUAUGGUGGUUCUCGAUUAAUUGCUAAUGGCAGUAUUACUUUUCAACAAAUGUUUACAACAAUGCAAGUUAUUAUGAUCGCUUCUGAAAUGGCUGGAAGAAGUAGUGUCUUCGCUAGUACUUUUGCUAAAGCCAAAUAUUCUGCGAUUUCAACUUUUGCCGUUCUUGGUCGGCAACCUCUCAUUGAUUCUGAAUUAGAAGGCCUUGAACCCGCUAACGAAACAAUUAAAGGCGAUAUUGAUUUCAAAAAUAUUAAAUUUUGCUAUCCUGCUCGUCCUGAUGUUUCCGUUUUCAACGGCGACUUUAAUCUUAAAGGAAAUGCCGGUCAAACGAUCGCCCUUGUCGGUCCUUCCGGUUGCGGUAAAUCCACUACCAUUGGUAUGCUUCAACGUUGGUACGAUCCUAUUGAAGGCAUUGCUUCUCUCGAUAACGUCGACAUUAAAAACUACUCCAUCAACAAUCUUCGCAGUUACAUGGCUCUUGUUUCACAGGAACCAUUUCUUUUUGAUAUCACCAUUGGUGAAAAUGUUCGAUUUGGUGUAGAUGAUCAUGUCCAAAUUACUCAAGAAGAUGUUGAAACCGCCUGUAAAGCCGCCAAUAUUCAUGAGUUUAUUUCAAGUCUUCCUGAUGGAUACAACACACGUGUUGGCGACAAGGGUUCUCAACUUUCUGGUGGUCAGAAACAACGUAUUGCUAUUGCUCGUGCCUUAAUCCGUAAACCUAGAGUUUUGUUACUAGAUGAAGCUACAUCUGCUCUCGACAGUGACUCCGAACGUAUUGUACAAGAAGCCCUGGACAAUAUUUUGGAAGAGGGAGGUAGAACAACCAUCACAAUUGCUCAUCGUCUCUCCACCAUUCAAAAUUCAGAUUUGAUCUGUGUCGUGAAAGAUGGUCGUAUUAUUGAACAAGGAACUCAUUGGGACCUUUUGGCUCUUAAUGGAACGUAUUCAGAGCUUGUCCAUGAACAAUCCUUAUCCGCUUUAUAA